Molecule: messenger RNA, 664 nt
Organism: Hymenoscyphus albidus
Lineage: Eukaryota; Fungi; Ascomycota; Leotiomycetes; Helotiales; Helotiaceae
Source: the annotation of a GenBank genome assembly
AUGACCGUCGCCGAUUUCACAAAGAAGAAAGACCAAUCCAAAGAUGCCAAACCAUAUGCUUUUGGCUUGUCUGGACUAUCUAUUUGUCUGCCAGCAACUUCUCGAAGACCGAAGGUUAUUUUGCAAAUCAGACCAAGGACUGGUACCGCUCAUUGUGUGGGCCAUAUCAUCCUAGGAUUUAAUGUUCUGAUACGCUCUCGGUAACACGGGGAUUUAUUGUUUGGGAACUCCUCGCUUACAGCUGAAGCCGUCAUUUACUGGUGAUAAUGCCAGCUGCGAUGUGAUGCUAGAUGAUUCUCAUGCUCUCCUUCUUCACAAAAGUAUGAAAGUUGUGUUAGUGAGAUGUCCCGGCGACAUCAACGGGGAGCUUGAACUUAAAAUGCAAGACCGCCACAUUCUUAGCGGAUUUGGAAGCCGUGUUAUACGUCACUGGCUCAACGAAUCCUGUGGCGAUCCAGAUGACAGUCCAAAAUAUCAGGAUUUGAUUGAGUACGUGUUAGAUCUUGCUAUCUUCAAAAAGCGCCGAAUUAAGCGUCGUUGGGAUAGGAAUAACGUUUCUGCAGAAUGCGCCUUCUAUUCUUUGGAUCACCUGCAUGUAGCUUCUGCUGCUGAAGCGAUAUUUCGUCGCCAAACGUCGAUCAUCAACGAUAUACAACUAAAAUAA